AUGGAAUUUGAUGACUGGGAUUUGAGCGCCGAGGAACUUGACUCUCUCGAAAGAGAUGCCCUCAAGCAGAUCUCUCUGCGCAAUUCAUCUUAUUUUGAUGCCACUACUAGUACUCCUACUUCUACUACUUGUUCCUCAUCCACAAUUCCUUCUCAUCAACAACCAUCUCAUGAGUCGACUACUCAUUCUUCACGGCGUCAACUCCUCAUCCCCCCUGCCAACCCAAUCACACACUGUCCUCCCUACAACAAGGUAGAUACUUCUCUUUCCCCAUCUAAAAGAUUGCCUGCAUCAACGGCACCAAAUGUUACUGAUGAUUGCUCAAAGCAACAGCCUAUUCGCUCUGUCAAAUUUUUUUUACAUGCUAGUGGGAACAUUGCCGCCAAAUUUUCCUAUGAUCAGGUAUUAGUAGGAGCCUUCCGCAAGAUCCCCAAAGCUGGUUGGAAUGCAAAAGAAAGAUUGUGGAUAUUUCCUUUUUCAUCAUUCUUAUCAGCAGAAAAAGUUCUUAGUGAAAGUCCUGGCUCUAACAUUGAGGUUGAACAUUUGGACCCUUUGGUGCAGCGUGCUAUUGCUGCUGCCUCUGCUGUUCCAGAUCUUCAAGGGUCUGUACUUUUAAGUGUUACCUGUCCUGUCUCAAGUGUGUGGGUCUUGGUUCCCCCUAGGGAGGCCAUGGUACGGAUAACUGAAACUAUUCUCCGAGAUAAGAUUUUCUUCCUAAGGUGCUAUGAAGGUGACUUGGACAAUGCUCCAAGUCAAGGCAUCAACUCACUUGUGUUUGAUAUGUGGCCAUAUUGGAUUGAUCGGUAUGACCGGAUCCCUGGUAAUAUUGAAUCAAAGCUUAUGCCUUUUCAGCGUGAUGGUGUUAAAUUUAUUUUGCAGCAUGGAAGUCGUGUCCUUCUGGCUGAUGAAAUGGGAUUGGGAAAGACUCUUCAGGCUAUAGCUGUAACCUCUUGCAUUCGUGAAUCAUGGCCUGUUCUGGUUCUUACUCCGUCUUCCUUGCGGCUGCAUUGGGCUUCUAUGAUUCAGCAAUGGCUGGAUAUACCGUCAUCAGAUAUACUU
Molecule: messenger RNA, 1059 nt
Organism: Ilex paraguariensis (yerba mate)
Lineage: Eukaryota; Viridiplantae; Streptophyta; Magnoliopsida; Aquifoliales; Aquifoliaceae
Source: the annotation of a GenBank genome assembly